AUGAACGACUUCCCAGGCGCCCUGCCCAGCAGCGAGCGGUCGAGCAAAGUUGCGCUGUACGCGAUCCUGAUUUAUAAGCACGAUGCGUCCAAACCAGUGUUCCUCUCCGCGGCAGUGGACUUGUCGUCCUUCCCCUUCUUUCAUCGCUCCUCGCUGAAGGAGCACAUAUUUUUCCACUCGAGGUUGGUAUGCAGCAGGACCCCCAAAGGUAACAGAGAAGUCAUCGAACUGGAGUCAGGAAUAGGACAUCUCCAUGUCUACACCAAUAAGGAUACCAAUGUCAGCGUGCUAGUCCUGUCGACAAAGACAUAUCCCCUACGAAUAGCAUUUGGCCUCAUUGACACAGCGCACCGAAUCUUCCAGCAAAAGUGUAGGACUAAAUAUGAGCAUGUAACGCAGGAUUUAACGGAGGGGGCUCUAUUCUCCACCGAAUUGCUGGACCUUUUAAGAAAGUAUCAAAAUCCGUCGGAGGCGGACAAAUUGUCCAGGGUACAGAAAGAUCUGGAUGAAGUAAAAGACGUGAUGUUGAAAAACAUUGACGAUUUAUUACAGCGGGGGGAGAAGCUGGAUGAUCUCAUGAAGAAAAGUCAGGACUUGUCCAAUUCUUCCUAUCAGUUUUACAGGCAAGCUAAGAAGAACAACCAAUGCUGCAAACUAUACUGA
Plasmodium inui San Antonio 1 is the source of this 663-nucleotide messenger RNA. Its product is annotated as synaptobrevin like YKT6. NCBI's taxonomy places the organism in Eukaryota, Apicomplexa, Aconoidasida, Haemosporida, Plasmodiidae. Gene Ontology annotation, molecular function: SNAP receptor activity. The transcript has 2 exons. The record is from RefSeq and is a predicted model, not a curated record. Gene Ontology annotation, biological process: endoplasmic reticulum to Golgi vesicle-mediated transport. Bases 1 to 663 code for a protein of 220 amino acids. Gene Ontology annotation, cellular component: Golgi apparatus; membrane.